AGAUCAUUCAUGUAAAUGUACGGUUUCACCAAGCUUUCACCUUCCUUGCUUCUCUUCUCUAUUCUCUACUCUACCUAGUUGAGUAGUUUUUCCUUUCAUAUAUAUAUAUAUAUAUAUAUAUUUUCUCUACAAGCCUUCUUUUUCAACUUGUGGUCAUGCUGCUGCGAAGCUCCUCUGCUCCGAUUCCGAGUUCAUGGAUACCUCAUUCCCCAGAAUCAGAAUUGAUUUUCUUGCAUCCUAGAAUGAAAUCAUCAGUCGUGUGUCUAAGCCAUCCCUUAUCUGAGAUAGACCCUCGCAGCUCAAGGUCGAAGAAGAAAAACUGUUCACAGCCUAAUAACGUUCGUAGGAAUCCAGAGAGAGCCAAGAUCAAGGAAUGUGACCAAGUAAAAGAAGAACCAGGGCAAGAAACUUCACCUUUUUCAGUCCGAGAACUGUUUUCAUGCUGUGGUUUGGAUGAGGUAGUGAUGGAUGCUGAUGUGAGAAAGAAAGAUGGUAAGGUGCAUACUUUGGUGAUGGGUGGUGGAGGAAAAGGCUCUGAUGGUGGACAUGGAAAUCUGUGGGAUUACUCUGAAGGUAGUAAUCAUGGGAGAGAGAAUACUAAUGCUUAUUAUCAGAAGAUGAUUAAGGAAAACCCUGAUAAUGCUCUUUUGCUCGGAAAUUAUGCACGCUUCUUGAAAGAGGUUUGUGAAGAUUAUCCUAAAGCAGAGGAGUAUCUAGAGAGAGCCAUUUUGGCUAAUCCAAGUGAUGGUAAUGUUCUGUCACUCUAUGCGGAUCUAAUAUGGCAAACACAGAAGAGUGCUGAUCGAGCUGAAGGAUAUUUUGAUCAAGCUGUUAAAAGUGCUCCAGAUGAUUGCUAUGUUCUGGCCUCACAUGCUAAAUUCCUUUGGGAUGCUGAGGGAGAUGGAGAAGAUGAAGAAUCAGAUUACAGCCAUGCAAAUCCACCAGAUCCAUUCCAGAGAUCUAACCAUCACUCUCGUUUGCCUGCAGCCUCAUAGCCUUUUACUCACCGCUGUCUCAUAUUUCAGGAAAUUAACUUGCGAGACAGAUAAUGGAGUCUUUAAUCUCUGGGAGAAGGACACAACUUGUGGUUUUUUAGGUCUUGCUAUCAAAUUUUCCACUGAAAACACGACAAAUUCGUCCAUGUUUUCAUAUGUUAGAACUUGAUAGCAAACAUCUAAGGAACUUACAAGUCUAGUCCUCCUAAAAUGAGCAAGGUUUGAAAAAAAACAGACUGUAUCACUAUGCAGUAUGUAAAUAGCUGAGGCCAAGUAACAAUUAGCAGCUUUCAGUACCACUUGUGUGCCAAUCAGGUUUCAACUGAUGUAUCUUCUGAGCAUAUCAAAUUUUGGUAUGUACAAAGGAAUAGAGAGCUGUGGUUUAUACUUCUGCAACCA
Prosopis cineraria is the source of this 1394-nucleotide messenger RNA. RefSeq lists its product as uncharacterized. The record is from RefSeq and is a predicted model, not a curated record. The transcript has 3 exons. The coding region runs from base 156 to 995 and encodes 279 amino acids. Gene Ontology annotation, molecular function: protein binding. NCBI's taxonomy places the organism in Eukaryota, Viridiplantae, Streptophyta, Magnoliopsida, Fabales, Fabaceae.